Molecule: messenger RNA, 699 nt
Organism: Carica papaya (papaya)
Lineage: Eukaryota; Viridiplantae; Streptophyta; Magnoliopsida; Brassicales; Caricaceae
Source: RefSeq, a predicted model, not a curated record
UCUCGAACCAAGCACCAAAAUAAACUAAUCUCUCUCUCUCUCUUUCCCCUUCUCUCCGGCCGCCGCCAUAGCUAUCGUCACCAUUCACACGCAAACACUCUGCACAAAAACACGACACAUCUCUCAUACGCACACCAAAAAAAAGAGGGAGAAGGGGACGGAGGGAGAGAGAGAGAAAUGGGCGUGGAUUACUAUAACAUACUCAAGGUGAACAGAAACGCGAGCGACGACGAUCUGAAAAAAGCGUAUAAGAGGCUUGCAAUGAUAUGGCACCCCGAUAAAAACCCCUCCGGAAAGCGCCCGGAAGCGGAGGCUAAGUUUAAGCAGAUCUCAGAAGCUUACGACGUCCUCAGCGACCCCCAGAAGCGCCAGAUCUACGAUCUCUACGGUGAGGAAGCUUUGAAAUCCGGCCAGUUUCCGCCCCCCGCCGCCCCAUCCCCUUCUCGUGGUCCCCAUUUCUACAAUCACCCUCACCAUAGGCAGCCUCAUCCCAAUCCCUCGUCAUUCCGAUUUAACCCCAGGGACGCCGAGGAUAUCUACGCCGAGAUGUUCGGAUCCGAGACAUCUGCGAGUAGUAGUAAUGGUGGCGCUGCGGGUGCAGCUGGGAGAGGGAAUAGGACUUUUAGGAACGGGUAUUUUAGGAGUAAUAGCAAUUAUACUUUUAAUGCUAAUAGUCACAAUUAUAACAAUAAUGGUGGG